Molecule: messenger RNA, 2623 nt
Organism: Bombus pyrosoma
Lineage: Eukaryota; Metazoa; Arthropoda; Insecta; Hymenoptera; Apidae
Exons: 2
Coding region: 141-2579 (812 amino acids)
Source: RefSeq, a predicted model, not a curated record
UUAAAGUUGUUAUGAUCGGUGGAAUCCGCUUUACGAAGGAUUAAAGUUGUUAUGAUCGGUGGGUUACGCUUCACGGAGAAUUAAAGUUUUCCUUGGUAUUGACAGAAAAAUAUAUAAUAUAUAUAUAAAUUUAAGAAAACAUGGCCGUCACACGAGACUCAUCUCAAGCAUUGUCAGAAAUACUUAAAGCAUGGGACGCAAAUUUUCGUGCAAUGAAUACAAAACUUCAUGAAUUACAAGACGAUAUGCGUUUAAUAAAGAUAAAGCAAGAACCCGUGACACCUAUAUCACCCACGAUAAUUCAGGGAGAGACAAUACCGACACAAUCAAUUAAAUUAAAAGACGCGAUUGAAUCAGUACCCGUAUUUGACGGACAUCGACCGUCAGUAUUUCAAUUUUUAAGAGCAUGCGAGCGUGCACGAAAAAUGAUUCCUAAACAUCAAGAGCCUCAGUUAGUAAAAUUAUUAACGAAUAAGCUUCGCGGACACGCGUUCCUCGCUGUGGAAGACACCGAGCUGGUAAGUCUAAACGAUUUUGGAAAUAAAUUAAAAGAUAUGUUCGGGCCUGGAAAAACGGUUAACGAAUAUAAGGGCGAAUUAGCGACGGUUCUCCAGCGACCAGGGGAAGAUAUACUGGACUAUAUAGAUCGGGUUAGAAACCUUAGGUUAGCAAUAAUGGAUGGUGAGAGAUACGAGUACGGAACCAUAUUUCAAGAUAGAAUAGAUCGAGACACGAGGGAGGCUUUCGUUAAGGGGCUCCCAAACGAGGUGUAUUUAAGAGUAAAGAUAGCAGGAUACGAAUCCUUGGACGAUGCGUAUCGCCAAGCAGUGAGAGCAACACGAGAAUUAAAACGAGCAAGCAAUAGAAUGCGAUACCAACGCUCGACACCUCCGAUUAAUUAUAACCGAAACAACGCUCGUCCCCAAUACAAUAGUAAUUACAUCGGAAACAACCACCAGCAUCGGAGAUUUGUACCGCCGUCGCGGAAUCGUCUAAACGACCCGGAUAUAGAGGAAGAUGUCUGGAAAAGAGCAAGAGCAAUAACCUGGGAAGAAAAGUGCGUAAGUAAAUACCCUGAUAGAAAUUCAAGUCAAAAGAGGGAUGCUGAUCAUUUGAAACAACCAACUUCUCAAUACAAACACUGUUCCAUUGCUGUGAUAAAGGAUAAUGUCACUUUAAAUAAUAAGAGGACGCACGGCACCACAGACAGGAUCACGAGUGAGAAAUCUUCCGAGUUUCCAAUUAAGAUAAAUAAUAUUAAUACCAAAGAACUUUCAGAAGAGGCAGAAAUUAGGAAAUUGAACGACGAGACGAUAGGCAACGCUUAUCCAUCGCCUAAUAUCACGGAAAUAUUAGAGUCAUUAAAUUGUGAUAAAGAUCAGACUACGAAGAAUAAAAGUAUAGCUAUUCCUAUACCCAAAACAGAAUCUGUAAGCAGAAAAGUUUCUAAUAAAAAUUCAAAGAAUAAUUCUAAAUCUAUUGAAAAUAUUCUUAAACGUCUCAUACAAAUAAAUAAUAAUUUAAAUAUGAUAAGCACUUCCAAUGAAAAUAUUCACUCUGAAAAGGUAGAGGAAAAUCAACAGGUCUAUAAUAAUAAGAAUAAAGUAAAUAAAGAAGGAAAAGGGGUAACCGAGGGAAAGAAUUCUAAACAUUCUCUAGCUGAAAAAACACAAGUGGAACGGGCUCAAAGAAAUCAAGAAGAAGAAAAUAGGGAAUCAUCAGUCGAAGAUUUAUAUAAAAACUCAAAUAAAUACGCUAGCCAUUGGAUUACAAUUGGAUUAAAAAUAUUCUAUUGGUUAUUACAUCUAGUAUUUAACAUAAAUAGCAUAAAUGCUGAUCUUGUAACUCCUCUUGGAAAAUAUAGAUGGUAUUAUACUAUACUACAUUCAAAAUAUUUAUGGGUUAAUAUAGCUAUGACAUUUUCAAAAUUUAGUAUUUUGAAUGCUAUUAGCAAUCGAUUAAAUAAUUGGCUCAGUGAUGGUAAACUUGUGUUUUGGCGCAAAAUAAAAACUAAAAUGAAGAAAAGGAAGAAAAUAGUAAUCGGAUACAUGGUAGUCUUGAAGCCAAUAUCGCAAAGUAUAGCAGCUCCCAAAGGAAACGAAUAUGUAUCGACGAUUCAAGAUUUACACGAAGAAACGCAAUUCUCCCCGCACGAAUUAAACCUUGGGCACUUGACCAGAGAACCCACUGGAAAAGUAAUAAUCAAAGAAGACAUGGAAUCAACAUAUGCAAAAUAUCUCGGAGAUAUGUUUGACAAAAUCAACACUGUGCAACAGACAGCAAGAGAAAACUCGAUAACGUCCAAGAUGAAGCCAGAAGAGUAUUACUACAGACGAAUCAACUCGCAAAAUUCCAAAGUAGGAUAUCUAGUAUAUCCAAUAAAGGAACCUAGUAAAGGAAAAUUUCCUUGUCAAUAUACAGGACCGCAUAAAGUGUUAGAAAAUUUGCAAAAUCAAAACGUCAAGAUCAAAGUGAAUGAGGUCCCGCGAACAGUGCAUUUGAGCAAAUUAAAACUAGCGCAUAAUCGAAAUAACAAUAAACUAAACAAUUUCAAGGCAACACAGUGCAGUAGUGUGUAGUGUAGCAUUGCUUGUCGAAUAGUACAGAUAAUGGAAACCUAAAA